GUAGUCAAAUUUGCGCAUGAAAUUUGAAAAUGCUUGUUUGUAGGGGGAAGACAUCUUGGUGAAAAAUCCUAUUUUCUUGUUCCAUCAAAAUGAAUGUUGCUGAGUUACUAGCUUUUCAGCCCGAGAGAGGAGCUAAGAGGAAAAAAGAAGAUCAAGAGGAUCAGGUGUCCAUUAAUACCAAGAAAAGACCAAUGACUGUGGACAGGCCAACAGGUUCUGGUCUGUCUGAGGAGGAAAGAUUGAAAAUACUGGAAAUGGUUGAAAAUGAACCAGAGGUUGAGGCUCUUGAUGUAGGAUCUCUGAAGAGGAUGCUUCUGCUCUUUGAGAAGAAGGUUACGAAAAAUCAAGAAAUGAGGAUAAAGUACCCAGAGAAUCCAGAAAAGUUUAUGGACUCAGAGCUUGAUUUGAAUGAUGAAAUUCAGAAGUUACAUGUUAUAGCCACAGUUCCUCAUCUUUAUCAGAACAUUGUUGAUGUUAAUGCUGUUGGAACCAUUCUAGGGUUGCUGAGUCAUGAAAAUUCAGACGUUUCCAUAGCCAUUAUUGACCUGCUUCAAGAAAUGACUGAUGUGGACACACUGAAUGAGAGUGAAGAAGGUGCUACUGCUCUUAUAGAUGCACUUCUUGAUGAGCAAGUAGUUGCCCUUUUAGCCCAAAAUCUGGAUAGACUGGAUGAAAAUGUCAAAGAAGAUAGUGAUGGUGUACACAAUACAUUAGGAAUCAUAGAGAACAUGACAGAACUCAGACCUACAGUGUGCCAGGUGGCAGGUGAGCAAGGAAUGCUGGGAUGGCUUCUAAGACGACUCAAGCAAAAGCCUCCUUAUGAUGCAAACAAACUAUACUGCAGUGAAAUUCUCUCUAUCCUUCUUCAAAGUACAGAAGAAAACAGACAACUUCUUGGAGAACUUAAUGGAAUUGACACACUACUACAAUGUCUAUCACUGUACAAGCGAUACGACCCUACCUCAUCAGAUGAACUAGAGUUUAUGGAAAAUCUUUUCAACUGUCUGUGUUCCUCUUUGAUGCACAAUGCAAACAAAGAUCUGUUCUUGAAGGGAGAGGGACUUCAGCUAAUGAUUCUCAUGUUAAGAGAAAAGAAACUCUCUCGGAGAAGUUCCUUGAAGGUGCUAGAUUACGCCAUGCAGGGAGCCGAAGGAGCUGAAAACUGCAGCAAGUUUAUUGAAUUUCUGGGACUUAGGAGCUUAUUUCCGUUAUUUAUGAAGCCCUUCAAGAACAGCAAGAAAGUUGGGUCCUCAGAAGAAGAAACUGAAGAGCACACUUGCUCAAUAAUAAUGUGGUUGUUUAGAAACCUAUCAGGGAACUUAAAGAGCCGUCUUGUGCAGAAAUUUGUGGAAAAUGAUCACCUCAAAGUGGAUAGAUUAAUGGAACUUCACAUGAAAUACCACAACAAAAUACAAGAGUGUGAUGCCAAGAUAGAGAGAGAGAAACAGGAGCUUCAAGAUGAAGGCGAAGAGGUAGACGAGGCGUUAGAGGACGAGUUUUACAUGCGGAGACUGGACGCCGGUCUGUUCACACUGCAGCUAAUUGACUGUAUCAUCAUGGAAGUGUGCUGUUCUGGUGUCUCCUCGAUAAAACACCGUGUGGUUACUCUGUUAAACCAACAUGGAGGUUCUUUGAAAGAUAUUAGAGCAAUUAUGAGAGAAUAUGCUGCGAGUGUGGGAGAUGCCAAGAGCAAGGAGAGUCGAGAAGCUGAAAAGAAGAGAAUCCUGUCGCUUAUCGAUCGAUUUUAAAACCGCUGAACUAUGCAUUCGGUGAUCGAGGCUCUUAGUUUGGCCCAGUUGUACACGUCUCGACUUGUGAGCUUACAGAAGCGUUCGCAUAUCCAAACGCAGCAAGUCGGUUUCUCGACUGUAACAAUUUCUUGAAGUUACAAUUCCAGUGUGAACUUACGAUUUUGCAAAGUAUUCCUGUCUGCGAGUCUACGUUUCACCAUUAAACUGGGACAUAAAAUACAACAAUAUCUUCUAAAUGUUCAAAACAUUUUCCAUAAAUGAACAGAUCUUCUGUUUUAAUUAAAUUGUAAAGCAGUUGUU
Molecule: messenger RNA, 2051 nt
Organism: Stylophora pistillata
Lineage: Eukaryota; Metazoa; Cnidaria; Anthozoa; Scleractinia; Pocilloporidae
Product: beta-catenin-like protein 1
Cellular component (GO): spliceosomal complex
Source: RefSeq, a predicted model, not a curated record